Molecule: messenger RNA, 682 nt
Organism: Ciona intestinalis (vase tunicate)
Lineage: Eukaryota; Metazoa; Chordata; Ascidiacea; Phlebobranchia; Cionidae
Product: large ribosomal subunit protein eL20
Biological process (GO): translation
Cellular component (GO): ribosome
Molecular function (GO): structural constituent of ribosome
Source: RefSeq, a predicted model, not a curated record
CCGAAAACUUUGGCGAAAAGGUCCAACCUUUGACCUUUUCUUGUCAAAAUUACCCACAAUUCAGUGCGUCAACGUGAUAAUUUCUUUUCUAGCUAUAUCCCAAGCCAAGUAACAUGAAAGCGAAGGGAGAGCUCCAAGAAUACAAGGUUGUUGGGCGUAAACUGCCAUCCGAGGCAGUCCCCAACCCACCUUUGUACCGAAUGCGAUUAUUUGCUCCAAACCACAUCGCUGCCAAAUCAAGAUUCUGGUAUUACAUUUCUUACUACAAGAAGAUUAAGAAGAAUGCCGGUGAGAUAUUGCAAUGUAGCAAGCGAUCCGAACCACGACCUGGUCGUGUCAAGAACUUCGGUAUUUGGUUGAGAUACGAUUCUCGCAGUGGAACUCACAACAUGUACAGAGAGUACCGUGAUGUGAAAGUAGCAAGUGCUGUUACCGCUUGUUACCGAGACAUGGGUGCUCGCCAUCGUGCCAGACCUGGCUCCAUUCAAAUCAUGAGAGUGGAAGAAGUGGCUGCUAAUAAAUGCAAGCGAAAGCAUGUUCAACAGUUCCAUGAUUCCAAGAUUAAAUUCCCCAUGCGAAGAACUGUAUUGAGCAAAAAGCAGCAGAAUGCACCGCGUUUCACAACCAACAAACCAAACCUGUUCUUCUAAGAAUUGAGCAGAAAUAAAACAACUUUAUGAAA